Messenger RNA from Plodia interpunctella (Indianmeal moth), 2185 nucleotides. RefSeq lists its product as uncharacterized. The coding region runs from base 129 to 2138 and encodes 669 amino acids. Gene Ontology annotation, molecular function: protein binding. NCBI's taxonomy places the organism in Eukaryota, Metazoa, Arthropoda, Insecta, Lepidoptera, Pyralidae. The transcript is spliced from 4 exons. Gene Ontology annotation, cellular component: site of double-strand break; nucleus. The record is from RefSeq and is a predicted model, not a curated record.
CUGGCCUUUUCUUUCUUGCCUUGCGACUUGCGUUCUUGCUUGUUUUGAUUGUUUUUGAGUAUUACUUUGUAGGUGUUUUAAAAUUUCCACUCUAUAUUUUUUUAUUAACAACAUUUAUCAAACCAAUAAUGAGUAAAAAGCCGAUCUCCUUCGGUAAAAUAAACUUCAAUCUUAACAAGAAGGCAGAAAACGACAAAUCCGAAAAUGAAGAAGCCACAUCAGGAUUCGGUACAUUUGGGCGAACUCUCAUACAGGAACAUAAAGAAAUAGAAGAGAUAUCUGAUGAUCUUGAGAACCAACAUGUACACCAAGUCAUGGGCAUCAAAAAUUUCGGUAAAAAGGCUAAAAACUUUGACAUUGAUGAGAUGAUGGUUCAAGCUAAAAAAACCGCUUCUGAAGUAAAUAAACGCAAAUUGGAGGCGGAAUUGGGAGCAAAAAGCAAUGAAAAUAAUAAAGGAGAGGCUGACGAUGUUAUAGGGCCUUUACCUCCUGGUACAGAUGAAGAAUCUAACCAGAAUUCAACAGAAAACGAUUCAGAAGAUGAUUUGAUAGGUCCAACACUACCACCGACAAUGACACAAGCAGAAACAUCAAAGGAAAAGGAAGGAAAAGUAAAGAACAGUGAUGAAGAAGAUAGUUAUGAUGAAUUGAGUGGGUCUGAUGAUGAAGAUGCGAGUUUGGAGAAACGGAUACCUAAUACACAUGAGGUGGAAAUGCUUCAUGGUACAAAGGCCGUGGUGGCAUUGGCUGUGGACCCCUCAGGCGCCCGACUGGCGACAGGAUCUAUUGAUUAUGAUGUUUCCUUUUGGGAUUUUGCAGGCAUGGACUCGUCGCUGCGUCCGUUCCGCACGCUGCAGCCGUGCGAGAAGCACCCGAUGCGCGCGCUGCAGUACAGCGCCACCGGCGACCGCGUGCUGCUCGUCAGCGGCGCCGCGCAGGCCAAGGUCGUCGACCGCGACGGCUUCGAGGUGCUCGAGUGCGUCAAGGGGGACCAGUACAUCGCCGAUAUGGCCAGGACAAAAGGCCACACAGCGUCCCUAAACAGCGGCUGCUGGCAUCCCCACAUCCGAGAGGAGUUCAUGACUUGCUCCCAGGACGGAACCCUCAGAUUGUGGCUCACAGAGAACCCUAAACAGCACAAAGCAGUCAUCAAGCCAAGACAACAAGGGGGCUUGAAGACAAACCCAACCGCUUGUGCCUACUCUAGAGAUGGCAACACCGUCGCCUGCGGUUGUUACGACGGCUCCGUACAAAUGUGGGACCACAGAAAAGCUUUCGUCAACACCACACAAGUAUUAAGAGAUGCGCAUCAAAAACAAUCAGAGAUAUCAAGUAUAUCGUAUUCUUAUUUAGGAACCUAUUUAUCUACAAGAGGAAAUGACGACACGUUAAAAUUAUGGGAUUUAAGAAGCUUCAAGAAACCUCUGAAUGUUUUUAGCGGACUAUUCUCAAGAUACGAACAAACUGAUUGUGGAUUUAGUCCGGAUGACACUAUGGUUUUCACAGGAGAGUCGCUACAAAGAGGACAAGACGUGGGCAGGCUAUUGUUUUACGAUACUAAAACGUUCGAGCUAGUGUCUCAUAUUAAUGUGACAAAAUCGCACGUUAUCAAAGCAGUUUGGCACGCGAAAUUAAACCAAAUCUUCGUUGGAUGUGGAAAUGGUGUAGUGAAGUGUUAUUAUGAUCAUAAACGUAGUCUGCGUGGUGCGAAAUUGUGUAUAGUUAAGACACAUAGGAAGAAGCAUUCCGUGGAAGUUGUGAGCUCACAGCAGAUUAUCACUCCGCAUGCGUUACCACUGUUCCGUCAAGAGAAAUUGAGGACUAGUAAGAAGCGAAUGGAGAAGGACAGGUUGGACCCUGUGAAGUCUAGAAGGCCGGAUUUGCCUAUUACAUCGGGUCAGGGGGGGAGAGUAGCAGCUUCUGGCAGUACGUUAAGUUCAUUUGUGAUUCGUAACUUAGGUUUGAGUAAACGGGUCGAUGAUGAACAAGACCCAAGGGAAGCCAUCUUGAAAUAUGCGAAGGAAGCUGAGGAAAAUCCGUUCUGGGUCGCUCCAGCGUAUAAGAAGACUCAGCCAAAAGCAAUUUUCCAAACUGAUGGAGAAGAUGGGCCGCCUGAUGCGAAGAAAUCUAAGACAUAGGGUUGAGUAGAUUUUAUUUGUAAAUAAAUUAUGUUUAAGUAUUUUAA